Molecule: messenger RNA, 2483 nt
Organism: Closterium sp. NIES-67
Lineage: Eukaryota; Viridiplantae; Streptophyta; Zygnematophyceae; Desmidiales; Closteriaceae
Source: the annotation of a GenBank genome assembly
GUUCGCACAAAGGGUCAACGUAGCCGCACAGCUCACCCUUGAUUGCGCUCCCUUUGUCUCUCGGAGCGACUAUGGGUUCUUAGUUGCGGUAUUCGGCACUAGCAGUCGAUCGCCAAAAGUCAACUUUCCAACCCUAGCCUCGCAUUAGUUUCAGCCGUGCUAGCGUUUCACACAAGAGACAAGAGACUCCGCCCCACGACUCAAACCUGAAGCCAGCAACUUGCGCACACAACUUCCCGUGAGAAUUAGCGCUGCGCGCCAAUGAGAUCACCACGCCUCCCCGUGGUGCUACUGGUCCUGGUGGCAUACCACCUCACGCACGGAGCCGCCGCGGCGCCAAAUGUACCGGCCGACGCCAAUCCUGCCGGCGGCGCCUCGAGCCCAGCCGUCAACGUGUCGGCGCCGUUCGAGGGCUGGGGCGGCAUGUCGCUGAUGGAGCUCGAGGCCGCUGCGAUCGCCGCCGCGAGAGGCGGCGCGAGAUCCGCUGCGGAGGCCGAGUCCACAUCAACGAGGAACGCCUCGGAAGCCGGCGCGGAGCCCGGUUCUGAGGGAGGAGCCGAUGGGGGCGGCUUGCGGCGGAGUCUUGGUGGCGACUCCGCCCUAAAUCCGCUUGCGUCAGCCUGGCACAACCUUCUAAUUGCGCAAUACCUAAGUCGGACCACGUCGUGCAGCGAUACGCUCACGCAGGCGUGCCGCGCGCUGCAGAUGGCGGACAGCCUCGUCAAGUCGGGGAAGCUCGGGGAAGCCGUGGCGCAGACCAAGCAGGCGGCGACUCUCGCACGUGGAUGCGAGGGGCGAGUUCCGGCGAACGCGGCGCAGCAGAUUCGCCUCGCCAUUCCACAAUUAAUCGCUGGGCAGAAUGCUCUUUUCGCACGCGGACCGAAACCCGUUACCGCCUCGAGCACGGGCAGGCGAAAAAAGGGGGGACACAAGUGGAAGGAUACUCCCGUAACGGCGGGUAGAAAGAAGGGCGGGCACAAAUGGAAGGCCGCGCCGACGAGAAAUCGCGUGAAAGGGGGGCACAAGUACAAGCGGGGAGGCCGCCCGCGACGAGGUUCGCGACGUGGUUCGCGAAAGAGUGGGAAGUCGUCGUCGAAGCCGCCAGCGAAGUCGCCGGCGAAGAACUCCGGCGAUAUCGGCUGGUUGGGGCACAACGACGUGGCGCAAAACAUCAUGCAGUGGCUACCGUAUGGUAACCCGAUCGACGAUUGCUGGAUGGGGCCCAACUGGCAGGCGACUCCGACGAAAUUGGCGAGCUGCGUUGAGGGUUACGCGACGGGGACGACUGGCGGCGCGAAGGGGCGAAUUUACCACGUCACCUCGAAUCAGGACGACAGGAUCAACCCCAAGCCGGGCACGCUAAGAUACGGCGCGACCCGGGCCGAGCCGCUGUGGAUUGUGUUUGACGACGAUUUUGACUUCAGCGGAUUGGAUGCGGAAAUUAUUAUUUACAGCGACAAGACGAUCGACGCGCGCGGGAAGAAGGUCACGAUGGGCGAGGGGCCGUGCAUGGCGAUCGAAUUCGCGCACAACGUGAUCGUGCACGGCAUGGCGUUCAAGAACUGCAAGAAUAGACUCGGCGUCAUUCGGCUGGCCACAGGCCCGGACAAUACCGUUGGGGGCCGGGACUAUCUUAACGGGUAUGGGGUGUACAUCUACGCGUCGCACCACGUCUGGGUGGACCACUGCUCGUUUGACUAUGCUGACGACACCCACAUCGAUAUUGUUGCCGCCAGCACCGCAAUCACUGUCUCCAAUUGCUACUUCACGAAUCAGGAUAAGGUCAUCUUGAUGGGGCAUGAUGACACGUACAGUGCUGACCGUAACAUGCGUGUCACUGUCAUGCUCAACAAGUUCGGCCCGAACCUGUCAGAGCGCCUGCCUCGGGGCAGGUUCGGGCAGUUUCACGUGCUGAACAACUACUACCCGAACGGGUGGAACAUCUACGCCAUUGGGGGCAGUGCGGACCCUACUUUCCUAAGCGAGGGGAAUUACUUUGUGGCCAAUAACAGGCCAUUCAACAAGGAGGUGACCAAGCACAACAUAGCAGCAGGGCAGGCGACCUACCUGCACUGGGACUGGCAGUCAGUGGGGGACCACUUUGAGAAUGGGGCUUUCUUCACUGAGAGUGGGUCCCCAGGCUAUCGACCUUCGUAUUCAUACAAGGCGCUCAGUGCUCUAGAGGUGCCCCGUGCAACCAAUCGUGCUGGGCCUAUUGGGCAAUAGGGCCUUCGGUUUUGGUGUUGCUAACUCAAACUAGUAGGUGGAGAGAGAGAGUUGCUAGGAGACGUGCGCCACAACUUCUGCAGAUUAGUGUGGAAAUUAGAUAGAAUCCUGACUCUUGCUAUGCUUGAGAGUAGGUGUAGGGACGUUGGUGAGAGUCUGAUUAUGGUGAGGACAUUAUGUUAGCAGUGUGCUAGGGCUUCUAUUGAUGCCUAAUAAUGAAGGUGACAAUUUGCUAAGGUAAGGUUGCUAGCUAGUAC